This is a messenger RNA of Trichomycterus rosablanca, 2913 nucleotides long. It is a transcript of the gene napga, whose product is annotated as N-ethylmaleimide-sensitive factor attachment protein, gamma a. NCBI's taxonomy places the organism in Eukaryota, Metazoa, Chordata, Actinopteri, Siluriformes, Trichomycteridae. The coding region runs from base 122 to 1048 and encodes 308 amino acids. The transcript is spliced from 11 exons. Gene Ontology annotation, molecular function: soluble NSF attachment protein activity; syntaxin binding. Gene Ontology annotation, cellular component: SNARE complex; vacuolar membrane. The record is from RefSeq and is a predicted model, not a curated record. Gene Ontology annotation, biological process: intracellular protein transport.
UGAACAGUCAUGAUCAUAUCAUCAAACGUCAGGGGGUCAUAACACACCGGAUUUCUGUUUAUAACACAGCGGUUAAUAUUGUAGUUUCAUUAUUGAAUGAUAAAAGUGCUGCUUGAUCAUUAUGGCUCAGAAAAUAAAUGAAGCGCAUGAGCACAUAGCCAAAGCGGAAAAAUAUUUAAAGACGAGCUUUAUGAAAUGGAAGCCGGACUAUGACAGUGCUGCAUCAGAAUACAACAAAGCCGCUGUUGCUUUUAAAAAUGCCAAGCAACUCGAAGAGGCAAAAGAUGCUUACUUACAAGAGGCAGAGGCUCACACCAACAACAAAACUUUUUUCCAUGCAGCCAAGGCCCUUGAGCAAGCAGGUAUGAUGCUGAAGGACAUGCAAAGACUGCCAGAGGCUAUUCAGUACAUAGAGAAAGCCAGCAUGAUGUACAUAGAGAAUGGCACACCUGACACUGCUGCCAUGGCCCUUGAUAGAGCGGGAAAAUUAAUUGAAGGUGUGGAUUUAGCAAAAGCUGUGGAUCUUUAUCAGAAAGCUGCAUCAGUUUUUGAGAAUGAGGAACGACUGCGGCAAGCUGUGGAACUGCUUGGUAAAGCAUCACGACUUCUUGUCAGACAAAAGAAAUUUGAUGAAGCUGCUGUGUCAAUCCAGAAGGAAAAGAACAUGUACAGAGAUAUAGAAAAUUACCCCACAUGUUUUAAGAAAACCAUUGCACAGGUGCUGGUUCAGCUCCACAGAGGAGAUUAUGUAGCAGCUGAUAAGUGUGUGCGGGAGAGCUACAGUAUUCCAGGAUUCAGUGGGAGUGAGGACUGUGUGGCGUUGGAGCAGUUGUUACAGGGCUACGAUCAGCAGGAUGAAGAGCAGGUGGCGCGAGUCUGCAACUCACCUUUGUUCAAAUACAUGGACAAUGAUUAUGCUAAGCUGGCUAUCAGUCUAAAUGUUCCUGGAGGAGGAAAGAAGAAAAAAGCCACUGUCAAUUCUGCUGGAGACACUGGAGCUGAGAAACCCGUGGAAGAGGAGGAUGAGUAUGCAGGAGGACUCUGUUAAUCUCUCUAAUCUUUGUCCAUCUUCAACAACAAGAACAUCUACAAGAACAACAGUACUAUAUGUUCUACUGUUGGAAAAAAACAACAUCAUUUUCUUUAUGUAUUUAUUCUGUUGUGUUAACACUCAACCAAGAACUGAUGACAUGGCACCAUGGUCAGGACUAGUGGUCACAUAAUGAACAGUGGUAUAUUAAAGGGGAACAUUCAUGUGUAACUUUUUUUAUAACAAUUUAACAAGCCUUUAACAGAAAGUGAUUUGUCAUUUAUCAUCAAAGCCAUUAAAAAAAACAUUAUCAAUCUAAGAACGAUCAACAAGUGCAUGCUCUGUAUAUUUGCAUGCAAUAGCUAAAAUGUUAAUCUUGGCAUUCUGGGAUACAAAAUUAAACCUUUUUUUAAUGCAGGAAGGAAUAAAAGUGAAUCUGGAAUUAAAUACUGUUGCUUAACAGGACAAUCACAGGAUUGUUUUGCUGCAUGACUGCUCCCUUUUAAUGAACAGUAAUGCAAUGGUGUGUACAUGUGUAUUAAUGAUGACUGCCUAUGUUCUCUGUGAAAAUGCAAAUUGCAGCACAAUUCUUGAAUGAAGUGUUAAGGCUGAGCUUUUAUCAUAGAAGAAUACUUGUCAGCUUGUGCCUUUUUGUCACCUAUGGCAAACUUAUUCUCCAUAUCCUUAACAUGGCUAAGCUGCAUUGACAAGUACUAUCAGCAGCCAUGGCUGUGUAUAUCACUGCAGCAAAGGGGCUCAGACAGUAGCAUGAUUGCUCUAUUUAAUCAUGGCAGACAUGCACAUGUCAUGAGUUACACUUUUAUUUACCUCAGUUGAAGAAAUUAGUAGAAGUUUCCUUUGUUUUAUUCUUAUGCAAACGUUUGGAUAAUGGAUAAUGUAAUUUUCCCUUCAUUUUCAUCAUCAUUUUAUCCUGGUAAGAGUUGGGUAGGCCAGGUUCCACCAGGGAGCUGGGCACAAGGCAGGAACACCUUGGACAGGGGGCCAAUCUAUCGCAGGCCUUUGGCCAUUUUCCCCUCAUACUUAGAUAUAGUCAAUCAUAUCUGAUUGGCACUUGGUCAGCCAAUAGCAACGUUAGGAUUAAAACCAGAUUAUAAUAGACUGUUGCACCCAGUGCCAAUACUGCUAAAUGUAGCAUUUUGUGGAAAAUGUAUGUUUACUUCCUUAAGGAAGGUAAAAAAUUGGCAUGGGGUGACAAAACUUCUGUGAAACACUGUAGGGUCAUUUUAGACUACACAUUACUAUGGGGCCAGUGAUAGUUCGGUGGUUAAGAUACUGGACUAGUAAGCAGAAGGUUCCCGGUUCAAGCCCCGCCACCACCAAGUUGCCACUGUUGGGUCCCUAAGCAAGGCCCUUAAUCCUCAAUUGCUCAUUGUGUAAGUCGCUUUGGAUAAAAGCGUCUGAUAAAUGCUGAAAAUGUAAAUGUAAAUUACUAAACACACUACUAAAUAACAAAACUUUAUUAAUUAAUUAAAAACUUAAAUUACUUAAUAUUAGGAUUUGUAAAGUGUAAAUUUUGCCUACCUUAAAAUCCAAAUGCUCCGUUAUCACAAAAAAUAGGUUUAGCAGUUUACUUUAAAAUAUUGAUCAUGAACAAAUUAAAAUGAGACCUUUUAGCUAAACUCAUGAUGUUUGACAUCUAACAAAAUAAGAAAAAUAUUUAAUAAAUAAUGCACAUGCUCUGUAUUCAAUUAGGUCUAAAACCUUGUAAAAUAAUUUAUCUCAUGUUGUAGGAUACACAUAUUUGUUUUUUGUUUAUGUAUGUAUUCUCAUUUAAUAAACGUGGGUCGUGAUGGGUCUGGUGCCAUCCACAAACUCUGGGUGGAAAGGCGAAAACCAAUCCGUCUCGCCUACUUACUCAAUUA